Molecule: messenger RNA, 1017 nt
Organism: Hibiscus syriacus
Lineage: Eukaryota; Viridiplantae; Streptophyta; Magnoliopsida; Malvales; Malvaceae
Product: zinc finger protein CONSTANS-LIKE 1-like
Exons: 2
Coding region: 69-746 (225 amino acids)
Molecular function (GO): zinc ion binding
Source: RefSeq, a predicted model, not a curated record
AAGAAGAAGAAACCGGCAGAUAGGACAAACCAAAGCUUAUCUCUCUGAUUUUGGUUUAAAGGAGAGAAAUGAAGAGCUGUGAACUCUGCGAUUUGGCGGCAAGGACGUAUUGCGAGUCGGACCAAGCGAGUUUGUGCUGGGGCUGUGAUGCUAAAGUGCACGGAGCCAACUUCCUCGUGGCGCGGCACGUGAGAUGUCUUCUCUGCCACGCGUGCUACUCUCUCACGCUGUGGAGAGCCGCUGGUUCCAAGCUCGGUCACACGGUUUCCGUCUGUGAGAAGUGCGUCAACGGCCACGAUCGAGAAGGCAGCGAAGCGGAAAAUGAAGAAGACGAAAGAGCCGUUUCUGAUGACGAGGCGGCGGAGGACGGAUAUAAUCAGGUGGUGCCGUGGUCCACAGUUGCAAAUACUCCUCCGCCGGCUUCAAGUUCAUCUAGUAGCGAAGAAUAUUCUGAUGGCAGGAGAGAGGUCUGUAAAUCAACAAAUUUGUUUCCGUUGAAAAGAUCGAGAGAAAAUGCUUCAGAUCUUCAUUAUCAGGACGAACUGGAUCCAUUAAGUCCUAAACGUAGGUACGGUCACCGUACUGUUUUGUUUACUCCGUCCAAAGCGGAGGAAGAAUCCGUCGACGAGGCCGUUUCGUUUGAUUCUAUAAGGAUGUUAAAAGAACAGUUGAUCAAACAGGACGAUGCCGUUCAGUUAGAGUCCGAUUCGAGUGAUUCGUUAGACACGUCGAGUACACAAUCAUGAAGGAGGAAAAAUUAGAGCCUCAAAAAAUCCAGUAAAACAUCUUUAAGCUGUUAGUAAUAGUAAUUUCUGUUUGAUUGAGUUGGUUUGGUCUUGAGAUUUCUGAUGAUCUAACCUAUUCUUAACGAUAGUCCAUGAUUAUUACUCUUGGAUGGGAUUUAUUAACCCUCUUUUGAUAGUUGGUUUGUGUGGGCUGAUUACCUAAGAAUUUUACUAGUUUGAUCUCUGGGUUAGAUCUUGUAAUCUGAUUUUGUAAUGUUGUUGUCUUCUUUCC